Messenger RNA from Magallana angulata, 5534 nucleotides. Its product is annotated as mitogen-activated protein kinase kinase kinase kinase 3-like. Gene Ontology annotation, molecular function: MAP kinase kinase kinase kinase activity; ATP binding. Lineage: Eukaryota; Metazoa; Mollusca; Bivalvia; Ostreida; Ostreidae. The coding region runs from base 95 to 2764 and encodes 889 amino acids. Gene Ontology annotation, biological process: protein phosphorylation. The record is from RefSeq and is a predicted model, not a curated record. The transcript has 33 exons.
CAAACCGGAAGUAGUAUUAAUGAGUGAUAACAGUCAUGGAAGAGAAUUUUUAUUUCAAAAGCGUGUAGAAUUGUGAGACUUCUUUGAGGUGCAGAUGGCGCACAACCCGUCUUUAGAUUCGGGUAUUUUAAGAAGAAACCCACAAGAUGACUUUGAGCUCAUUCAACGAGUUGGGAGUGGCACCUAUGGUGAUGUUUACAAGGCAAGAAACUUUAGCACUGGUGAGCUAGCAGCAAUCAAAGUCAUCAAAUUGGAGCCAGGUGAUGACUUUGCCAUCAUACAACAGGAAAUUGUCAUGAUGAAAGACUGCAAACAUUCAAACAUUGUGGCUUAUUUUGGAAGCUACUUGAGGAGGGACAAACUAUGGAUUGCCAUGGAAUACUGCGGGGGAGGCUCAAUGCAGGAUAUCUAUCACAUAACUGGGCCAUUGACAGAGCCCCAGAUAGGCUUUAUUUGCCGAGAGACUCUGAAAGGGCUAAUGUACCUACACAACAGAGGAAAGAUGCAUCGAGAUAUCAAGGGUGCCAAUAUUUUGUUGACAGAUGAAGGGGACAUUAAAUUAGCUGAUUUUGGUGUAUCUGCUCAGAUAACUCAAACCAUGUGCAAACGAAAGUCAUUUAUUGGAACACCAUACUGGAUGGCCCCAGAGGUGGCAGCAGUAGAGAGGAAGGGGGGCUACAACCAGCAGUGUGACAUCUGGGCGGUGGGGAUCACAGCUAUAGAGUUUGCUGAACUUCAGCCUCCUAUGUUUGAUCUCCAUCCCAUGAGGGCAUUAUUUCUGAUGUCCAAAAGUGGAUUCAAACCACCACAGUUAAAGGACAAGAAUAAAUGGUCCCAGGUAUUUCAGCAUUUUAUCAAAGUUGCGCUCACAAAAAACCCGAAAAAGAGACCCACUGCAGAUAAAUUGCUAGAGCAUCCGUUUGUACUGAGCGACCACUUGUCCAGAAACUCCACUCGAGAGCUGUUAGAUAGAGUACACAAUCCCACAUCCCCAGGAGAUUUUGAUUUACAAGAGGAUGAUGAUGGAGUUUUACAAAAUGUUCCUAGAAGAAUAUCUUCACAGAACUCUUCACAAAGUAGUGCAGCCCACAAUAGUUUGGAAUUCCAAGUGAACAUCCCAACAGAGCAUGAUGGAGACUUCAAAACAGCCCAUUCCUAUUUGGAUGAUCCCGUGUCUGAGAUGUCACCAAGAAGGAAGUAUGAACCGGACCCUAUUUACAUGGGUCUCUUGGAUUCUGUGAAUGAGGAACUCAUUCAGAGGGGCCAUGAGAACCAAAUGUCAGUUCCAGCCGAGGAUAUUCCACUGUCCGAACAAUCAACAUUACAGAUUAAACCACCGCCAAGACUGCCAAAGCCAUUGCCACAGUUACCGAAAGACGACAAGCCAGAGGAUGAUGGUAGUCCUAGAUUUGAUGACCACGGUCCGGACCUAGAUGCCAUAUUGGACAGAGAACUCACCCUUGUCCCCGGUGCUAGACCGCCAAAGGAAGCAGACGACAAGCCGCCAGAACUCCCGCCAAAACUCAGCAAACGACAGAACGGGGUGCUAGAUCUCGGGACGGGGGCAGGCGGUGGUGGAGCCACAGAAGAACCACCCCCAGCAGUGCCUCGCAGAAAAGACAGAGCCAGUAAUAUGAAUCUUCUCAGUUUUGAUCAGAACAAAGCAGACAGGCCAGUCAGCAAUGGACUUCCUCCCACUCCCAAAGUACAUAUGGGAGCGUGUUUCUCCAAAGUGUUCAAUGGUUGCCCUCUACAGAUUAACUGUACAGCUAGCUGGGUCCACCCCGACACGAGAGAUCAACACAUUCUUAUUGGUGCCAAUGAAGGAUUAUAUACUCUGAAUCUGAACGAGAUACAUGAAUCAAGUCUGGAACUGCUUCAUGCAAGGAGAUGUAUUUGGGUAUAUGUGAUAAAAGAUGUUCUCAUGACUUUAUCAGGGAAGACAACAUGUCUGUUCAGACAUGACUUGAAAAUGCUCCAUAGCAAGCAGGCUAAUAGACUGUCACUGCCCAUGAACAAAAUUCCGGAGAAAUUAAUUCCAAGGAAGUUUAACCACACUACAAAAGUUCCAGACACAAAGGGGUGCACUCAGUGCUGUGUGGGGAGGAACCCCUACAACGGGUACCGCUAUCUGUGUGGGGCCCUGCCCCACGGCAUUAUCCUCAUGCAGUGGUACGACCCCCUCAACAAGUUUAUGCUUCUGAAGACGUUUGAUUGGGACUCCAUCCCACUUCAGCCCUCUGUGUUUGAAAUGUUCAUAUCCCCUGAGUUAGAGUACCCCAUGGUCUGUAUGGGAGUACGGCAAAGCUCAACGGAGAUUAACCAGUUGAAGUUUGACAUAAUCAACUUGAAUUCCAGUUCCCUCUGGUUUACUGAGCAAAACGAUAAUGAUCAACUUCUUCCAGUAGUGAAUGUCACACAACUCGAGAAAGAUACCAUUCUAGUCUGUUAUGAUAACUUUGUGAGGGUGGUGAACUUAAGAGGGAAAUUAAAAUCUAGUAGAAAACAGUCUUCUGAACUUCAUUUUGACUUCAAAGUGGAAUCACUAGUAUGUUUACAAGACAGCGUUUUAGCAUUUCACAAGCACGGAAUGCAAGGUCGAAGCUUUAAGGCCAAUGAAGUCACGCAAGAAAUAUGUGAUAGAACAAGAAAUUUCCGGUUACUUGGCUCUGACAGGGUUAUUUUGUUAGAAAGUCGGCCCUCGGAUAGCCCCAGUGUCGAGUCCAACCUGUACGUUUUAGCCGGACAUGAAAACAACUUCUGAUUUCUUAGGACGUUUGUUGCCAUGAUGGAGAUCCCUGCUGAUUCAGAAAAUUUCUAUUCUGGAUAAAGAGUACAGCCUCCAAAUUAACAACUUUUGUUCAGAACACACGGAAAAUCAAACUUCUGAAUGAACCUAGCUCAUUUUAAUUCCUACUUCGUAAAAGUUCAGAAGUUGCUCACGAUACCAUCAGGGUAUAUACUAGACAUUUUUUGUGAUUAUAAUGCCAAGCUUUUUAAUUUUUUGAAUCUGAACCAGUCUUUAAACUGUGCUACAAAGUCUUUGAGACCUUUUUUAUGUCACAAAUUGACAAAUACAUGCAUCUUGUGCUACAUGUACUUGGGGUGUGCAUGUACGAGUUGCGGUAUAUUGUGUAACAUGCAAAAAUACAUAUUACAUAAUCAUACACCAAUAGUUAACCUUGCAAUUCUGAAACCAUGAAUACUUUUAGAAAUCAUUACAUAAACCAGUUAAAUGUAAUUAAAUGUCUACAAUUUUAUUAUAUUAUGUCAUGGUGGACACAUUGCAAUUAUUGUUCCAGUGAAUGGAUUAUCUACUGUGAUCUUUUCCUUAUGUUUGUGCUUUUACUGUAAAUUGUUUUGUUUUGGUUUUUUUUUUUUGUUUUUCUAAACAUAAACUGUGAAAAUAUUAACAGAAACAUAAUACAUAUUUGAUUAGCUGAUUUCUCCCAGCAAAAUAUUAUUUUUUGUCAAUAAUAAUUUAGAAUGAUAUCAUGUUAAAAAUAAACUGUGAAAAAAUUAACAGAAACAUUUUUGAUUACCGGUAGCUGAUUUUUUCAAGUGAAAUAUUAUUUUUUGUCAAUAUUAAUUUAGAAUGAUGUCAUGUAAGAGAGAGAGAAUACCAUUUUUUUAAGGGUUAUGUUGAGAAAAAACAUACAGCAAAUAGUGCCAUUUUAAAAAUUACUGCAUGAAAUAAACAUGUCCCUUUUUUCCGCUGGGAUGAUUAAGAAAGCAAUUGAAUUUAUAAUGAAUUAUCUACAACGUUUAUCUUUGAAUUAACGACCAUGUCAUGUAGUAGCGGAACACAGUUUAUGAUUUGUAGAUGAUAUCGUGUAGAUUUACAAAUUUCAGUGCCCACAGUAUUAGAAAAACUAACCAUUGUAAGCUUCCAUAUUCGAAAUCCAUAUUAUCAAGUAAUGGCGUUCAUGAUUUCUUUACUGGCUUUUUAAAGAUUUUCAACCAAAAACUCACUUUUAGUGCUGUGUGCAUAUAGUCAGCUUCGUAUUCUCUAUCUCCUCAGUUUUAGCCUUUAAAAAGGGCUAUUUUUGAUGCCAUAUAUUUACAUUAAUUGAAAAUUAAGGAAAUUUAUUAAUGAUGAACAGUUAAUGAAACAUUGCAAAGGCUGAAAAAUGGAUGGUAGUUGACACCAUUAGGCUGUUCUCGUGAGCAUGUGUUUUUUUUUCCUAAAAAAAAACAUGACUGAGAUUUUAAUUUGAAAUGACUGGGCAUUAGCCAAUAUGAAUGAUGUAAUGUAGUUUGUACUCAAAAAGUUGUACCGGUAGCUUAUACCUGUAUAUAUAUUAAACAUGAAAUUUGUAAGCAUACAUGAAUUUGUAAAUACCUGGAUAAUUUAAAUUUUUGUAUAUAUAUACUGUGCAUAUAGUUCAAUAUGCAAUAUAUUUUAAUACGCCUUGCAUAUAUUUUGGUUUUUUUCUUAAAGAAGAAAAAAUAAAUUUGCAACUUGUAAGCUUUGAUGUAGUUGUUUAAAGUUAAGAUUAUGCCAUUGACACAACUGUGAACUGAAACGUACAUAACAUGUAAGUAUUGUAACUUCGGAUUUUUGGAUUUGUUAUAUACCAUGACUAUGAUAUAUAUAUGAUAUACAUUGGAUUACCAACAAAUGAUGACGUUACAUUCCUCUGUUACGAGAAAAUGUAAUCCAUGAUCAUGCUAAAAUACAAAAAAUGUAAUCCAUGAUCACGCAGGAAUAUGACAAAUGUAAUCCAUGAUUACGCAAGAAUGAAAUCGUCAGAAUGUUUGGGCUGAAUCUUUGAUUUAGAUAUCAAAUUUUUUUUUUAUUCUUUAUCUCUGUUAAUGACAUUAAUAUUAAAAGUAUCUCUCAAUUUUUGUUUUGCACUUUUCUGGGAAAGGGUAUGUUUAUAUUUUUUUUUUUGGGGGGGGGGGGUGUUGUAUUUUUAAGGAGACUGACAAGAAUUAAAAAUCAAAAGGUUUACAAAUUUUGUUGUAGAAAGUCAAAUUUUUUUUUUGGAUACAAAUGUACUGCUAAUACACGUGUACUCUGAUUUACUGGUACUCGUUGAAUGUGUUUUCUGCCUUUAAUACUUUUCCAAUAUGAUAUAAAGCCAUAAUACUGUAAUUUUAUAGAGUGCAUUGCAUUGCAGAUGUGCUAGAAUGAUGAAGCAUAAUUUGAGCCUGGCCAAUGCUGAUAUCAUUGUCAAUGUUUUAUUUUGGUCCUCUGGUUUUUCCACCAGAGUUUAGUAGGACGUUGAUUGGGAAAAUUUUUACCGCAAUUCUUCAUACACUGUAGAUAAGUUGACAAGAAAAAAAACCCCUUACUGCUUCUUGCUUGCCCCCAGAUUUUUCUUUCUUUUUUGUUUUCAGUUUAUAAUCGUUCCAUAACAAGUGUGCAAGAUUUGUGAUAUGAUAAACGGUCUCAAAAAUGUAUACUAUUAUAUGACUUUACUUGAUGAAGAAUUCAUGUUGUAAAUGUGGGCUGUUGUACAAAUUGUUUUGUACCUGCAAAGAAAAACAUUUUGAUGCAGCCUGAUCGUCAAAUAAAAUCAAUACCAAUA